Olea europaea var. sylvestris is the source of this 1577-nucleotide messenger RNA. RefSeq names its product transcription factor bHLH112-like. Lineage: Eukaryota; Viridiplantae; Streptophyta; Magnoliopsida; Lamiales; Oleaceae. Gene Ontology annotation, biological process: regulation of transcription by RNA polymerase II. Gene Ontology annotation, cellular component: nucleus. The record is from RefSeq and is a predicted model, not a curated record. The coding region runs from base 144 to 1259 and encodes 371 amino acids. Gene Ontology annotation, molecular function: RNA polymerase II cis-regulatory region sequence-specific DNA binding; protein dimerization activity; DNA-binding transcription factor activity, RNA polymerase II-specific. The transcript is spliced from 6 exons.
UACAGGCACCAUUAAGCACAUAUUCACUUCCGUAUGAAACAAAGUCACAGAGAGUACAAGACAUCUCUAAAAAGCAAAAAGGAGAGAAAAGAAGGCCACUGAAAACGAACAGAUUUUUUCGGGAACUUGAAUAACAAGUGGCCAUGGCAGAAGAAUUAAUCCAGGGUGGUGUUUGUGGCGGAAACUGGUGGAAUCCGGCAAGAAGUUUAUUCGGUAAUUCUUCGCCGUGUUCGUCCACCAUCAACGACAUGGGAAGCUUUGGAUGGCCAAAUGAUGAAGUGGUGAAUGAUUCGAAGAGAACAUGGUCCGGUGAUAAGUCUAAUUCAGAUUCUGAUGGACAAAAGUUUCAGCAGCCAGUGAUUGACCAUUGGAAUCAAAAUUUUCUCCAAGAAAAUGGAAUAUCUGAGGGAGAUUAUUCUCACAUAAAGCAAGUAAACCAGAAUUCAGACAUGAAUUAUCAGCAACAAACUGGAAUUGACUGUCCACAGAUUAAUCAUAUGGACUGGAACUCAAAGAAUUUCUCCACUGAUGACCAAAAUCCCCCCUUUAUACUGAAUUCAGCUUCUGAUAGCUACACUUCAUCAUUUUUGCAAACUUUAUUUGAUACAGAUUCUGAUCAACCUCAACAAUAUUUAUCAGAUAGUACUCCAGCAAUUAACUUUUCAUCGACCACCAAUUAUCAGGUGAAGUCGAAAGAAUUUUUGCCGCCUUUGUCUAAACAGCAACCUGUUAGUCAUUUACAAUUUUCAGACAGCAUGCCCUUCAUGGGUACCUCAAAUGAUUUUCGAGCAAGCCUUUUUGCUUCUACACAAGCCCAGUUGUCGCCAACUCUUAACCCGUUGCGCUCAGAAUCAAAGAAAACCAGCACUGAACAAGCAUUCAAGCGUUCCCGAAUUGAAACACCAUCACCAUUACCAACCUUUAAGGUCAGAAAAGAGAAGUUGGGGGACCGAAUAACUGCCCUCCAACAGUUGGUUUCACCUUUUGGAAAGACUGAUACUGCGUCAGUUCUCCAGGAAGCAAUUGAAUACAUAAAAUUUCUCCAUGGUCAAGUCAGCGUAUUAAGUACUUCGUAUCUGAAAAAUGAAUCUCCUGUUCGAGGUCAACAGGCAGCUGAUAAACAUAAGGAUAAAGAAGGGCCAACACACGAUCUAAAAAGUCGUGGACUUUGCCUUGCUCCAAUCUUAAGCACCUUUUCAGUGGCUGCAGAGUCUGCAUCUGAUUUUUGGAACCCUACAUUCGGAGGAACAUUCAGUUAGAGAAAAAAAUUAACCAAAAAGAACCCUGAAAAAAGGUUGGGAACAGAGAAGAAACUGCAAAAAUAGAGCCAUUGUUGCCUUCUGCAAAAAAAAAAAAAAAAAAAUGGGGUAAAGUUUCAGUUAAUGCAUGGUCUGAUGUAGGCUAAAAAAUGAUAGUACAUGCCUUGCACUAAUAACUUCUCUUUGUACCGUAUAUAGUUAGUUAUGGCUAGUUGAGUAUUAAGAAAGAAAAAAUGAUAAAUUUUGUUUAUUAUGUAAAAUGGUGUCUAAUGCUAUGUAUCAUACUCAAGGUGGAAAAUGGAACUUCAAUUUUCAGAA